GAUUCUUCUUUUUCCCGAGUGAGAGAGAGGUUAGCAGCUUCAUUCAUGGUGAUGAUGGCUUCAAUCUCAUGUACUAUCCACCACCUGCCCUUCACCUCGAGACCUCCUCCUCCUAUUCCUUCUCCGUCUUCCUGUCUGAUCUUGAAUUCACAGUUUCUGGGUACCAGAAGUAAGCUGAGUUGGGUGAGACCCGUUAGGAUUGGACCAUGCAACGGGUCGAGAGCCAGGUGUUGGUUCAAGUUCGGGAAGAGCGGGGUCGAUGCUGAAGGUGCCGGCAUCUAUGGCAGCCAAUCCCGUGAUGAUUUUGACAGAGAUGAUGUUGAGCAGUACUUCAACUAUAUGGGGAUGCUUGCCGUCGAGGGUACAUACGACAAGAUGGAGGCUCUUUUGAACCAAAACAUCCACCCUGUAGAUAUCCUACUGCUGUUGGCCGCAUCGGAAGGUGACAAGCCAAAGAUCGAGGAGCUAUUGAGGGCUGGGGCUGAUUACAAUGUCAAGGACGCAGAUGGUCGGACCGCACUCGACAGGGCCGACGAAGAAACCAAGGACUUCAUCCUCGGGUUUUCAGUUCAGAAGUCAUGAUCAGACUUAUUUCAGUGUGAUUUUUGCAUGAUUUGUCGUAUCCAUUUUGUGCAUCAUAUUUUUUUAGGCCAUGUUUUUGGCGCAGAUCCUAUCUUCUGGUUACCGUAGUAACUAGCAUUGUAUUGAUCACUAGAUCAUUAGUUUUGUGACUCGUUAUUCCCAUAGUAGAAGAUUAUGGAAGUGGUCACUCUGAACAUGACUAAGUUAUAAAAGAGUUUAACAAAGCUUGCCUUGCGUUUCAAGAAA
Molecule: messenger RNA, 828 nt
Organism: Eucalyptus grandis
Lineage: Eukaryota; Viridiplantae; Streptophyta; Magnoliopsida; Myrtales; Myrtaceae
Product: protein LHCP TRANSLOCATION DEFECT
Exons: 2
Coding region: 46-582 (178 amino acids)
Biological process (GO): granum assembly; intracellular protein transport
Cellular component (GO): chloroplast stroma; chloroplast envelope
Molecular function (GO): protein binding
Source: RefSeq, a predicted model, not a curated record